AUGGCCACUCCUGUAACCUCAACACCACUGUCUGAAGCAUCAACAUGCACGAAUACUGGGACCUCUCGAUCAAAGAGGAUUCUACCGCUCUCUCCAGAUGUAUCUCGUGAAUCCGAGAAUCGCCGGAAGGCCUCAAAGGUCAGCCGGGCUUGCGACCACUGCAAGCUCAAAAAGCUCAAAUGUUCCGGGACAAUCCCUUGUGAUGGAUGCACGAAAAGAAAUGUGAAUUGUCAAUAUGACUCGGUGUAUCGCAGAGGCAGGCCCCCAACACCACCCACAGUCGGUCGACAACGGCAUUCCAUGAGUUCUGCAGCUUCUACCGUCCGGCCGAUAAACCCGGUAGAAGAAAAUCCAGAGGUUAUCACCACAAGAUCUUCUUCCCAAGGCCCUUCUGGGCUCGAAACAGCAGAAAUCGAAGGCCAAUUCUUUGAUCCGACAUCAAAUUUGACCUUUAUCCAUCGAGCUUGGAAGAGGCUAGCACAGCAGAACCAGCAAACAGAUUCCGGUCUGUUGACAGGCUCUGAAAAUCUCCAGCCCCUCAUGUCGGCUGGCGAUAUUCCCUUCACCACCAAGGGGGACCAAAGCCUGUUGUUUGUUAGUCAGCCAGCGGCUCUAGAGCUAUUUACCUACUACUUCGAGAACUGUGUAGUGACGUACCGAGUCUUGAAUCAGCAAUAUUGCCGGUCAUGGUUCGAUGCUGUCAUCAACAAUUGGCAUAAUGGGCAACCUUUGGAGACAGACAUUGGGCACGCAAAAGCUGCCAUUGUUCUUAGUAUCCUAGCCAUUGCCAGCUUUCGCCAACAUAGGAUCACAGAACAAAGAUCGAUCCCAGGGAUGUCUCUGCUAUCUCAACAGAGUGAACAGUAUUUCCUCGCCGCAUCUGAUCUGACAGCCCAAGAGACCGGAUUACCACGAUUGGAAUCGGCACAAGGCCGUGUACUACAAGUUUUGUAUUUACUGCAGACAUCUCGAAUGAACCAAGCUUGGUAUGUGUUCGGAAACACAGUUCCCAUCGUCACUGCGUUGGGUCUCCACCGAAAGUCCAAUCAUUAUAGGAAUGGAGGUCGACAACCAACGGAUUAUAUAAUCUCAGAAUGCCGCAAGCGGACGUUCUGGGUUCUUUAUACACUCGACAAGUAUCUAGCGGUUGUUUUUGGCCGGCCUAGAUUCUACCACGAUAACGAUACCGAUCAAGACUUUCCGGACAGAGUCAACGAUGAAGAUAUGACACCACAAGGGCCGUCGCUUGCCGAGCCUGCGAUGGACUGUCAUGUUGACGCUGUGAUAUUCCAUGCGAGGAUAGCAAUCAUUAUCGAAAAUGUAUCUCGCCAAGUCUACUCGCUCAAGAAAAUGCGAUCGGAAGAACGUCUCGCGGCCGCGCAAGAUUUUAUAAAACAGCUACACGAAUGGAGGCAGGCUCUUCCACCUCAUUUCGGCACUAGGAACAAUGAGUCAGUAGAAUCUGACAAUACCUUGCUCUUUGCUCUGGCAGAGAAAUGCCAAAGCCAUUUGGCAAGGACAAUCUCUGCCGAGUCUGCUAGUCGAAGAUACAGCAUCAUUAUUGAGGAGUUGCGUCAAGAGGCUAGACAAGGUCCACAACAUGCCAGCAGAACACUUCAAAUGCUGAACUGUAAUGAGGAAUCACUCCUCUCCAGCGAGCACGAGUCUGGUACAUCUAUGGAUGAAUUGGGCUCCAUGUUUGAAGACCAGGAAUCAUCCAGUUCUGGCCUCAUGUCAAUCAUGAACCCACUUAGUCAGUGGCAGCCAACUGACUGGCUGGACCUCGACUCCUCGUCUAUUGGGAAUACUCAAGUACCACUCUCAUUUUUAUCUGAAGCAAUUGAGUUAUUGAAUGCGAUUUGA
Molecule: messenger RNA, 1863 nt
Organism: Fusarium pseudograminearum CS3096
Lineage: Eukaryota; Fungi; Ascomycota; Sordariomycetes; Hypocreales; Nectriaceae
Exons: 5
Coding region: 1-1863 (620 amino acids)
Biological process (GO): DNA-templated transcription; positive regulation of transcription by RNA polymerase II
Cellular component (GO): nucleus
Molecular function (GO): DNA-binding transcription factor activity, RNA polymerase II-specific; sequence-specific DNA binding; zinc ion binding
Source: RefSeq, a predicted model, not a curated record